This is a messenger RNA of Panthera uncia (snow leopard), 6442 nucleotides long. It is a transcript of the gene ZBTB44, whose product is annotated as zinc finger and BTB domain containing 44. NCBI's taxonomy places the organism in Eukaryota, Metazoa, Chordata, Mammalia, Carnivora, Felidae. The annotation marks the transcript as partial. The record is from RefSeq and is a predicted model, not a curated record. The transcript is spliced from 2 exons.
UUUGUUCUGCCUUAUUUUGUAGGAAUUAAACCAUUUCAGUGUGACCGCUGUGGGAAAAAGUUCACCAGGGCUUACUCGCUAAAGAUGCAUCGCCUAAAGCAUGAAGGUAAACGCUGUUUCCGGUGCCAGAUAUGUAGUGCCACUUUCACUUCCUUCGGGGAAUAUAAACACCACAUGAGGGUUUCCCGGCACAUUAUCCGCAAGCCUCGGAUUUACGAGUGCAAAACAUGUGGCGCCAUGUUCACCAACUCUGGAAAUUUAAUCGUGCACCUGAGGAGUCUGAACCAUGAAGCGUCAGAGCUAGCAAACUACUUCCAGAGCAGUGAUUUCCUAGUACCGGACUACUUAAACCAGGAGCAAGAAGAGACCCUUGUUCAAUAUGAUCUUGGAGAACACAGUUUUGAAAGCAACUCCUCUGUUCAAAUGCCUGUAAUUUCACAGGUCUCCUCGACCCAGAAUUGUGAAAGCACUUUCCCCUUGGGGUCUCUUGGUGGGCUGGCAGAAAAAGAGGAAGAAAUGCCAGAGCAGCCAAAGACCAGUGCUUGUGCCGAGGCAACCAGAGAUGACCCCCCCAAAUCAGAGCUGUCUUCUAUAACCAUUGAGUAAUUUCAUGGUUUGGCUUCAUUUUUGGUUUUUGGAAAGUGCCUGUGCUUGGUCUUGUACAUUUAAAUUUAAUUUAAUUUUUUAAACAAAAAAGGGUUUGGGAAAGAAUUUCCCUUUUUACUUUGUAAGCCCCACAACUGAUGUUUUAUUUUUCAUGACUGAGAGAUUGCUUCUGUAAGUGCACAACAACAUGAUGUUGAAACAUAAUUGAAACUAUGAGACUUAAGGAGAACCAGUUGACUUCAAGCCUGUAUCAGUUUCUUCCAUUGUUAAAAGCAGGCUAAUGAGAUCAUUAGGUAAAGAAGAAUUCAGAUGAUUGUUGACCUUCUGAGAUGAAAGGGUACACCGGAAACAAAUUACUGAACAGAAUUUGACAGCCUGAAUAGAUGUUUACUCCUAUACACAGGACAUUGUACAAUAUUUUGUAAAGCCUGUUGGUUUAGGAAAUAUUUACGGUAAGCUUUCUUAAAAAUUAUUAGGGUAAAUACUUCUGAAAUCCAAUGUAUUCUUUUUUUUUUUUUUUUUUUAAGCUUUGUCAUUUCUAUUAUUUUUCAUGGUGAAAUUUGGUGUAGGGAUAGGCAUUCCCUGAACUUCUUUAGUACCACUCCAAAUAAUCUUUCUUCUGUGAAAGAAGGCAGAGAACCAUGAUUGAGAAUAGCCGGGCUGUGCAUGAAAUGACCAGGAGUGGAAAAUGAAGUACAUAAAUCCCAACUUCAUAGGAACUCUUAAUAUUGCUUUUCUGACUAAAAUUGUUGUUUACCUGGUCUUUGAAUGUUAAUGCCUGGCUAAUUAGGUCAUUGCCUAAAUCAUUUUCCCCUCUUGCCCCAUGAACAGUACUCCCUCUUGCAUAUACUGGCAUGAUAUUAUAUAAAGGAAAAAUAUUGGAGAUAUUCUAUAUUUUAUAUAUAGGUUUAUGUAUUGUUGAGGAUGUUUUUAUUGUGCUGAUUUGGACAAAAUAAAAGAAUUCUCUGUUAAGGCUAUGUUCUUAACCCAACUAAGAUUGUUUACAAAGUUCCCUGUGUCGCUGAUACAUUGUUUUUGUUUGAAAAUAUUUUUAGACUUUGACAAGUUUAUUAAAAGGAUUAGUGUAGUUUUUACACAAUGUAAGCAAUAAUGUAACAGAUGAGAAAAGGCUUUAAAUUGAUCAACUAGGACUCAUAAAUCUAGGGGAAAAAACUAAGACUAAAGGAAAACUUAAAAACCUUAAAUUAAUAUCACCUCUUUUGCUGCUAAAAAAAAUGAAACUUCCUGAUUUAUAGUCGAAAUUUAUAUCAUACUCUGGACUGGAGUAUACUUUGCAUCUGGUGCCAUUAAAGCAUCACUGACCUUGAUCCUAAAUAUUCAUGAGUCCAUGAACAAUGAACUUUUGAAUAACCUUUUUUCUAUGUAUAUACCCACAGGUUAAUAAUUAUGAAAACACCUGAUUAAAUUAGAAAAAGAAACUAAAUAGUUUCUUAUUCAAAACACAAGAUCUGAAUUUUGUUUGGGUGCUAGACCUUAAUAAUAAAAUUAAUUUUUUAAGUUAUAGUGAUUUUAUUGUUUCUUUUUUUUUUAAUUGGCUAAUUCUGUGAUUGAUUUUCCUCCCACAAAUGUAAAGGAAGGGAAAGUAAACUCAUUGAAGAUUUUUUUUCAGGUAACAUUCUUUUUCCAAAUUCUGUCAAGUUUUAACUUGUUUCCAACUGCUUAUCUCAGUCUUGAACCUGUUUCCCCGCCCUCUGCUCCCAAACAUAGGUAUAUUACCUACAGGAAGAUCAACAUACACAGGUUAUACUGGGCUUCCAUCAUUUAUGCUUCUUUACUAACAGGAUUGAAUUUACUUUUUGCAACAGACUGUAAUACUAGUAGCAGUACUGCUGUGUCUCAGCUGGAAAAGUUAGGAAUUUUUAUUUUUAACGUCAUACAUACUCUUGAAAAAUGUUAUGCCGGCCAAUGGAUAAACCUCGGAGUUAAUUUUAGAAUCUUUAUAUGGGCAAAACAAAGAAUAGGUAAAAUUAAUGACCAGGAAUCAUUGUUGCCUUCAGUUCUAAGAGUUAUUUUUUAUAACUAAGUAAAGGAAAAAAAAAAAGAAGUAAGGGUUAAAGAAAAUAAACAUGUAAGAAUUGUUCGGGGAUUUGUAUGAUUGAAAGUGUUUUAGCAUAUCCCCUACCUAUCCUGAGAACUCUGUGUUAAGAAAGCCCACAAUUUUGACAGCUCUGAAGUAUUCUGUGUUCUCAGAAUGUAGGAUUACCACCACUGGCUAUUCUUUCCCAAAUGGAAACUAGAUUUUCAUUGGUAAUUACAAAUUGCACAGAUUUCCAAGUUUUAUGAAAAACUUGAAUAUACUAUGAAAAUGUAUACUUGGUUUAUUGUCUGUACCCCAAAUCUUAAUACAGGUAACUAAUUAAUUAGUAUUUAACAUAAAAUGAUAUAAACAAAGGCCUUUUUUCUCUGUCAUUGAGGCUCUCCAUUUUGCUUGAUACACAAUUUAAGGAUUUUUAGCUUAAACUAAGCUGCAAGGGGUAAUUGUAUAUAGUGUUAUUUAGGUUUAUUUAAAAUUCAUCUGAGAGAGGGAUAAUUGAAUGGAUAAUUUUACCAGAAUAUACGGAAAACAUUGCAAAGAGGUGAAAGCCAGUUCCAUUAUCCCAUCCAUUAGAAAUUACCAGUAUAACUAAACAAAAAUUCCAGUUUAGAAUACUUAAGUAUAGCUGUCUUUCAUAAGGCCCAAGAGGGUAACUUUGUGAUAUUUAAAGGGCUUAAAUUUUAGGAUGCAGGAUAAAUUGCCUUUUUAAAACCAAGAAUUUUAUACAAGAAAAGCAUUUAUUUUCCAUUUUUAUGCUACCAAAUAGGUAUGAUACACUUUAGAAAUGAGCAAAGAUGCUUUCUAUGAAACUGGGUGUUCAAUCUCCUGCAGUCAUUCUUUCCAUUUUUAGGGGUGCAUUCUAACAAUGGAAACAUCUAGCAUGAGAAUGCUUGUAAUAAUUCUCGAAAAAGAGAUUAAUAUUGGGUUUUUUAAAGGUUUUUAUAAACAGAAACAGAUGGAGAUUAUCAUCCAUAAAUAUAUUUAAAUGAAUUUUUCUUAAUUUGAAUUUCAAGUAAUCUUAAUUUUUAUUUCACAUAAUUAGUUGCAUAUUUAAUUAUAUUGCCAGUUUUGUUUUUUUUUUUUAAGUUCUUGAUUUCAGUGAGACAAAGUGUACUAAAAUGUUUAAAUAACCUCAUUCAGUUUUAUGUAUUAACAUUUCAGCAUGUAAACCAUUCCGGCUUAAGUAAUUUGGUUCCGUGUUAUGACACAUGCUCUUUGGUUUCAAAAGCAAACAGAAAAACUUGCAUUUUGUUAAAAUAGUUUAUCAAACGGAAUGGACUAGUCAGCAUGUCUAAUGUAGUAUCAUUGUUACAUUCUAACUACUGAGCCAGACUCUCCUAGUGUAUAAAUGAUUCCCUGGGAGCCUUCGGAAGCUGUAUUAACUCUUUCAGUCUUUUGUUUGCUCUCUCAUUAUUUUAUUCUUGUACUCCAUCUAAAUAGAAGCCAGUUAUCUUAUUUAGUGGCUUUUAGUUUGAAGAUUCUCAGAUCAGUUUUAGUCUCUCAACUUUGUAGUCCGUGAAAAAUACAUUAGUGUGUAAGGUAAUGUCAAUUCUGUACUUUACCACAUGGAGGGAAUCAUUGUUAUUACUUGAGGAAUGAACAGUCCUAAAUUGUAAUGCCGUAACAGAAAGGAGUUUGAGAUUUGAUGAAUUGAUGAAGAAGAGAACAAGAAACUUUGAUGUGGCACUUACUCUAUUGUCACUCAUCUGCAAAAUGUGAAGUUAUAACUCUGAAAUAUACAUCCAAAUGAGGGAGAAUAGUUUUCUAGAUAUAAUAUUAACUGGGGGGUGUGGGCGGGUGCUAGUAAAGUUUGUGUUUGGAAGCGACCCAAAGUUGUUAAAAGGUAAUAAGUGUGAUUUUCACUAUAAGUUAUUGACAUAAGAUACUUUAUUUAUAAUAUAUUCAGAUUUUAAAAGUAACAGAGAAGAAUGUAUUAGAAACUAGAUUUUGUUUUCUGAAGCAGUGGAACAAAAUUAAGGAGAGUUCUAUUAUAGUAUAUACACAUCUAUGAGGAAUAUUUAUAGCUAAGCAUACUCCUUUAGCUUUAAGCUAAAAUGGUCAAAAUUUAAAUUUAUUUUUUAUUUUGCUUAUGUCCACUUUUAUCUUUUAGUGUCAUUUUACUUGACAGAAUGUGGUGAUAUAGGGUAUUUUUUAUCUAGGAAGUCCUCAGCAAGAUGAGUUUGCCAAAAGCAAUAAUGGUUCAGAUUAAACAGUAAAGUGGAAUUGAACCAGUUUCCAGGUUCAACUAAGGAACAGACACUCUGUGGAUAUUUCGUUUUUAGAUUAUAAAUAUGUUGAAAUUUAUUAAUGGGAGGAAGUAAGCUUAUAUCAGAUUAUGGGAUGUAGACUCUUAGUAACAUCACAGUUGUACUUUUUUUUUUUCAUACUAAACUAAUACAGUUAGAUAUUUCCACUACAUUGUAGUGAUUCUAUUUUUGUGAUGAGAAAAAACAAUUCUGUGUCUUUACAAGUAGUCUCUGCAGAAAUGUCAGGCAAUGUUAUUGGAGUCUCAGUUUGGCAGUAUCCAAAAUACAGAAUCACCUCAAAGUGCUUGUGCUACUUGAAGAGAGCCUCCUCUGUGCAGGGCCCAGGCAAGCUACAGCUAAUACCAGGGUACCUGUGCACAUAAUAGUUUACAAAGAAUUUAAAAGUGGAGACCAUUGAUUGAAAACAAUUUUUUUUUAAAAAAAAUUGUUUUAACUUUAAAAUCUUUAAUUUCAGUUUGAAGUGCCUGGUUUAUAAAAUCUAAUUCUUUGAUUAUUGCCUUUCUCUUUAAAUUGACUAAGUUUGCUGAUUAAACUUAAAGCCUUGGGCUCAAUUGUGAUGAUUUAUUGAUAAAAUUGCUGCUUGAUGGUUUGAGGGGCUAGUGUCAUGACUUUUAUGAAAUUAUCCUUGUUUUCCCAAAUGCUGGUCUAACUAUAUCCAGAUUUCAUAAUCCAGUUAAGCUAAAAAAAUCAUCCUGUAAUUGAAUGUUCAGGUUACCAAAGUACAUCACCUUCUAAGGAAGGAUAAAUCUUCCCUACUGGAAGAGGAGCUGGCCAUCUCCCCUUAACAUACAUUGAUUCCGUUGGCAUUAGUGGAAGCUGUGUUCAUUUAAAGGUGGUAAAACCUUUUGUGCAGUUCCUAGAAACCUCUGCUUUCUAGAGAGAACCUUUUCUAUGAUUACCUUGUAAGUGUGUUUUUUCUAAGAGCUUUGUUUUCCUUCAGUUAUCAAUUUAAUUUUCAAGUUGAUAGAUGCUAUGUAAAGUCUCUCAUACUGAGAGUAGUCCAUUAAAUUAUUGAAAGUUGCACUGCUUUUCAUCUUUCAGGUGCCUAAAAUGAAUGCCACCAGGUAUUUGGAAGGUGUAAGAUCAUAAUCUUUGUUCAUUUUCUUCCUUAUACAAAGUGAUGGCUUCUAAUGCAUAUAUUUCAAAAUAUUUAAAAAAAAAAAAACAGCCCUCAAUAGAGUAAAAUUUGGUUUUGAUCCAAGUCCCAAUAAUAUGUUUGAUAUUUCUGUUGUUCCUGGUGCCUCCUGUUGCAUCAGAUAGAGAUUGCCUGCCUCUUUGUAUGGCACCCUUGUGGCACCUUAUGUCCGAUUGGAAGAUAGUUUAUGGCUUCUUUGUGCCUCUACUAUCUUUUCAAAAGCCAUUUUAUAAAAAUCCUAGGUAGCCUAUUUUAAUAUUUAAAUAUAUAUAUUUGUGAGAUACUUUUAGAACAGGCUUUUUUUUUUUACUUUGAAAUUCCUGUAUUCUCAUUUUUAAGAGUAAAUUAAAAUUUUCCAAGAUUAGGACUUGUCUUUUU